AUGAGUUCCACACGUAUAUACCACAACAUCUCGCGGAUACCUAUCACCUCCACCAUCGUCCUUAUCUUUGGCAACUACGAACUGUGGCGGAUCCACAAGGGCACCCACCCGUACUGGAGUCCUAAAUUCGAGCAAGCAGGCUUGACCAUACCGCGUAACAAGACAAAUUCAGGCACCUCCGAUAAUGGUGCUACGGGGACUCGGGUGGAAGCUGGACGAGAGUCGCGUGGGGUCUCGAUUCAGUUCAUGAACCUGAACGGUGUCCCCAUACCCUUCCUCGGGCCCAAGUCGAUGGACUAA
This is a messenger RNA of Alternaria atra, 300 nucleotides long. RefSeq lists its product as uncharacterized. Lineage: Eukaryota; Fungi; Ascomycota; Dothideomycetes; Pleosporales; Pleosporaceae. The transcript has a single exon. The coding region runs from base 1 to 300 and encodes 99 amino acids. The record is from RefSeq and is a predicted model, not a curated record.